Gekko japonicus is the source of this 1289-nucleotide messenger RNA. It is a transcript of the gene CUNH1orf115, whose product is annotated as chromosome unknown open reading frame, human C1orf115. The coding region runs from base 115 to 546 and encodes 143 amino acids. The transcript has 2 exons. The record is from RefSeq and is a predicted model, not a curated record. NCBI's taxonomy places the organism in Eukaryota, Metazoa, Chordata, Lepidosauria, Squamata, Gekkonidae.
UCCGAACGUCUCUCUCGAGCUCCACCGGUGGCCUCCCUCAGCCAGGCACCGCCUGACCUUAGGCGGGGAAGAGCAAAGGUGCCUCUGGCUUUCGCAACCAGAGGCCGUCCGAGCAUGAUGACCGUCGGCGGGGCCAAGGUGGGCGUGGGGGGGACCCUGAGAGCCCGGGGGCUCCGGCGGGGGGGCCCCGCAGAAGACACGACCGCCAUCCUCGAGGAAGAAGAGGAGGCGGAGGAGGAGGCGCAACAAGGGAAGCGGGCGCCGGAGGGCCACGCCGAGGAAGGCUCCGGGGGCUCCUCCAAGCGAGUCGCGUUUGCCAUCCUCCCGGACAAGUACGAGCCGCUCGGCGCCGACGUGGAGCAGCAAGCGCAGCGAGCCGAGCGCAAAAGUAGAAAGCGCAGGAAGAAGCUCAGGAAAUACGGCAAGAAUGUGGGCAAAGUGCUGCAAAAAGGAUGUCGUUAUGUGGUGCUCGGCCUGCAAGGCCUAGCCAAUGCCUACUCAUCGCCCUUUGGUGUGGCUGUUUCGGUAGCAACGCUGUUUCGGUAGACUGACGGUCUACUCCUUUCAAGAUGGAAGAAGAAAGAAGCCAUCGCGGAGGUGCAUAUGCCACCUUUGGAAAUGACGGCAUUUCAGCAAUAAGAAAUGGAUCAAACCAGGACGUUUGGAGGGCUUGACUUGAACCAGUUCCUUACAUUUGUCAUUUGUCAGAAAUCGUUUAGUUAAUAUUAGAUCAAAGAAAUGAGUCAGACCAAAGGAACAACAUUUUCAUUAGCCUGAGUCAGAUCUUGUCCUUUAAAAAGAGAGUCAGAGUGCCCUUUUGUCAAAGUCUUGGAUUACAGAGGAAGAGGGGGAAAGAGAGAGAGAGAGAAUGGUUAAAAUAAAGAAGAAAAUAGAGGGAAAGAAAGAUCUGGUAUUCCACAGGGGGAGUCUUCCUUAUCACUGUUUUUCCAUGUCAGGGAAAGCUGCACCUGUGGUGUCUCUGUGUACUAUUGGUAUAGAGGGAACACUGCCAGAAUUGGGCCAGCCUCAGGAGAGAUUGGAGAAGUGAGACUGCUUUAUCAGAAAGGGGGGAAAGGCAAGGCAAAAGCUUAGGAACAUCUACUGUGUUUCAGACUCUGAGUCCAGUUACCUUGCAGCCUGGUUCUCAUUAGGAGGUAGGCCUCCAUAGUAGGAUUGCCGGGCUGACACUUGGCGAGACCUAGAUCUUUAGGGAGUUCACAGAAAGGAAACUUCCUCAGGUGCGCCUUCUCUUCAGAUAUUAUGGUAAAAGCCACACUGGUGAAAUUCUC